AGAGAAUAAAUAAAUAAAUAAAUACGGUGCGUGAUUAACUCGACGGAUGAGAUCAAUACUUCUACUCUGGUCCAGUUUAGUUUUUGUUGGGACCAAUUCGAGACGGAUGCAUAUUUUUUUUCUUUUCCAAUGUGGCCUCGAUAAUGGUAGAUGUCACUUCAAUUCUACUGUCUUAGAUGCUGCAGGGACAUCCUUGCGUCAAGAUGGGGAACUUCCUCGGAGAAGGUCGAUGCUUUUUCCUGGGGAGCGCCAACAGUCAGGUGCUUCUUUUUUUGCCACUGCAACACGCAGUUAGCCUAGAUAGACAACCGGGGAGAUAGAGAACGGCCAUUCAAUUUGCAAGAUUCUCGGUUCUGCCGGGAGAAAAUACGUUGAACAAUCCAAUAGCAAACAAAACUUUCUAAUUGGGG
Aspergillus steynii IBT 23096 is the source of this 410-nucleotide messenger RNA. RefSeq lists its product as uncharacterized. Lineage: Eukaryota; Fungi; Ascomycota; Eurotiomycetes; Eurotiales; Aspergillaceae. Bases 47 to 295 code for a protein of 82 amino acids. The transcript has a single exon. The record is from RefSeq and is a predicted model, not a curated record.